UUCUUGUCAAAAAAAUCAUUGGACUCCAUAUCAGGAAGCCGUUUUCAUGGAAUGAAUCAAAACCAUUUGUCCAAAAGACCGCUGGAUUCCAUAUCUGGUAGCAAAUUUCACGGAAUGAAUCAAAACUAUUUGUCAAAACGACCGCUGGAUUCCAUAUCUAGCGGGUUCAACGGAAUGAGACAGAACUUCUUAUCAAAGAAAAGCUUUGACUCUAUUUCCGGCAGCGGGCUGCACGGGAUGGGCCAGAACUUUCUCGACGGGAAGAGAACAUUUGACUCAAUCGGAGGGGGUGACUUACAAGGAAUGGGCCAAAAUUUUCUGACAUCAAAAAGAGGUUUUGACCCAAUUUCAACAGGCUCUCUGCACGGAAUGCGUCAAAACUUUUUCGGACACAAAAGAAGUUUUGACUCAAUAAGCAGAAAUCGGUUAGGAAAUUUACGUCAAAAUUUUUUGAGUAAACGAGCAGACGAGAGCGCGGAUGAGUGGAGUGUUAAUAACGCUUCACCCGAGAAAAGAUUCGAUUCGAUCAGCACUAGCGCUCUCAAUGGCAUGGGCCAAAAUUUCUUCGACAAAAAGUACUUUGACAAUUUUCCAGAAGGUGCUGUAUCGAAGAGGUUCGACCCCAUUUCUUCAUCGGGGACCUUAAGCGGAUUACAACAGAAUUUCCUUAAGAAAAAAGACUCUGACUCCAGGUCGGCGGGCGGGAUGGGAGGAGUCCGCCUGAGUUUUCCACGACAGACAGGAAGUGUGGACGGCAUGACGUCAUCUAAACGCCAGUUUGACUCCAUCUCUGGGGGCAGCGGCAUCGGCGGUCUGGGUCAGAACUUCCUGAACAAGCGACAGUUUGAUUCGAUAAACGAGGGGGAUAUAGGCGGGAUGGAGCAAAACUUUCUCAGUGGGAAACGAUUCGAUACCAUUUCCAGUGGUAAAAUGGCAGGAUUCAAUCAGAAUUUUCUUGGCAAGCGACAGUUUGAUUCCAUUUCUACUGGGGAGAUGAGCGGGAUGGACCAAAACUUUCUGGGAAAACGCGGCUUCGAUUCCAUCAACAGCGACUCUCGCAUUUCCGGAAUGGGGCAAAAGUAUUUGGUUCGUCGUAGCUCCAGCCUCGAACCUCUACCCUCAGCAGAAGUGAGCGAGCAGCCCCAUGACGUCUACAAACGCAGCCCAGAGGAUGUGACGUCUCUGGAAGCCAGUCACGACUCGGCUGUUGUCACCGGCGAUACUUCAGAACCGAUCGGACCUGAGCAUCGUUUUAUAAAACGCAGCUUCGAUUCUAUUUCCAGAUUUUCAGGAGGUAUGGCGGGCAUGAGUCAGAACUAUCUGUCUCGCAGAGCGUCUAACACUCGUGCUCUGGACUCGAACUCCCAACCGUCGUCGUCAUCAGCAAGCUACACUAGCCGUGGCACUAACGACGUGACUUCACUCGCCGGAGUAGACAACGAUCACGAACUCUGGCGCAUCCUGGACAAGAAAAACUUGGACUCAAUCUCCAGAUUGGGCGAUUUCCGGCUUUCAUCAGAACUUCUUAGGCUUGCCGUCUGCCAAACGCGCGGGCCAGGGCGCGCGAGACUCCAGCCAACAUCACCCCGCCACCGAUCCUCUCUUCAAUCGAUGGGAUUACCAAAGAUCGGGGUCCGCAGAUUUCUCAGAGAUUAAAACCGAACCAAGCCGACCAGUCAGUUCUGACAUAACUGACGAUUCUGUCAACCUAAGGGAAGAGGAAAUGGACUCACCGUUGUCUAACGGCGCCAAAACAGCCACGGUCGUCAACAGUGAUGACGUCAGCAACGAA
Messenger RNA from Aplysia californica (California sea hare), 1792 nucleotides. RefSeq names its product pedal peptide 4. NCBI's taxonomy places the organism in Eukaryota, Metazoa, Mollusca, Gastropoda, Aplysiida, Aplysiidae. The record is from RefSeq and is marked provisional.